UAAAAGAAAAAAACCCCAUAAAAGGGAAAAAACAAAGCGACGGCGAAACCAAGCGUCGGAGACUUCCUAGACCGGUGGAACCCUCGGCUGCCUUCUGUAGUUUCUUAGCUCGCGAUUAUCGAAGAGAUGGAGCAUUCUCUUUCUUCCCUUGCAUUUAGAGGUUCAAUAGCAGAAGCAAUUGCUGAAGCGAAACAGCAGAAGAAACUUUUUGUUGUCUACACUGGAGGCGACAAUGAGGAGUCAAAGGUCCUUGAAACAUCUACAUGGAUCAACCAAAGUGUGUCUGAGACAGUGUUGAAGUACUGCAUUCUGUUACACCUACUGGAAGGAAGCUCCGAAGCAUCUAAUUUUUCUGCAAUAUAUCCUCAGACACCUGCUCCAUGCAUAACUGUCGUUGGAUAUAAUGGUGUGCAGCUUUGGCAAAAAGCGGGAUCUGUCAGUGCUGAUGUUCUUGCUUCGAGUCUUGAGAAAGCAUGGUUAAGUCUUCAUUUUCAGGAGACGACUGCUGCUUUUUUGACAGCUGCACUUGCAUCUGGAACACCUAAGACUUCCCCCUCUGAACAAGUGACACCAGAGACAAAUGCGGCAAUGCCAUCGACAGAUGAUAACAGCCAAUCUCUUGAUGCUGGAAAACCCUCGCAUUCUCACACAACAGAAGAUAGUAAAGAUUAUGAAGAUGAUUCUAAGGAGACAUAUCUGAAGCAGGACGGUACAGCUUUUCCUGAACGUUCUGCUAAUGAGUUGGUCAAUGGUGGAGCGGAUGAGUCUACUUUUAUAACUGAAACAAGAACCGUAGUACAGGAGCCAGAGGAAAUAGGUCCAAAAAAUGCUGAAGCACCAUCUCCUGGCCCGGAGAAAAAUAUAGAUGCACGUGCUAUUAAUCUAGGCAGUGGUGAUGAAGUUUCUGGAGAGAUUGUUGAUGAAGCUAUGGAAACAGCAAGGGUUAAAGAUUCCGAGUACCCUAACAAAGUCGAGAAAGCUGAUGCUUCUGAUUCCUUUGUUAGUAAAUCCAAUGAUGUUUUCCUAAAUAUCAAAUUGCCUGACGGUUCUAGCCUACGAACCAAAUUUUCUGUGACGGACACACUAGGAAUGAUAGUAGACUACAUAAAGGAAACAAGUGGCUUGAGCUCUUUUAGCACAGGGAUUCCUUAUCCUCGCAAGAUUUUCAGUGAGCAAGAUUUGGACAGGACCUUAUCAGACUUGGGUCUCUUCAAUCGGCAAGCCUUGAUUGUGGUUCCACAUAACCAGAGUACUUCCCAUUACAGAGGGGGGUCGUCAGACCAUCAAAGUAAUUCAUCUGUCGAGACUGGAUCUUCCGAUGCAAAUGAAGGGUAUUGGGCAUUUGCAAGAAGAAUGCUGUCGUACGUGAACCCUCUUUCUUACCUUAACAGAAGCCCUAGCUCGGGAAUUGCAUCCCAGGAAUCCGACGAUGGCAUGUGGCAAUAUAGUCCAAAUCCUUCGCUUCAAAACACGGUAAGAUACCGAGGUGGCCAAAGCUUGCCUACCAGCGGCAGCAAUAGCAACCGCAGGGCCACAAGUUCUCGCUUCGGGGCCAACAUUCACACCUUGAAGCACGACGACACAGAUGAUGAUGGUCGAUUUAGCGACAGAAAUGCCUUCUGGAAUGGUAAUUCUACGCAGUAUGGCGGCGGAAACAACGACAACGACACAAAAUAAUUUAGUUGACAUGAACAUGGACAUUUCCUAUACUUUAUAGCACUACUGUAUCUAUAUAAAAAAAAAACACUCUCCCUCCAUGUACUCUACACUCUAAUUUGUGUUUUUGGUUUUUUGUAAUACGAAAUUGCCUGUUUGCCUUCCUA
Andrographis paniculata is the source of this 1823-nucleotide messenger RNA. Its product is annotated as plant UBX domain-containing protein 11. The transcript is spliced from 10 exons. The record is from RefSeq and is a predicted model, not a curated record. Bases 127 to 1677 code for a protein of 516 amino acids. NCBI's taxonomy places the organism in Eukaryota, Viridiplantae, Streptophyta, Magnoliopsida, Lamiales, Acanthaceae. Gene Ontology annotation, molecular function: protein binding.